Molecule: messenger RNA, 1957 nt
Organism: Polistes dominula (European paper wasp)
Lineage: Eukaryota; Metazoa; Arthropoda; Insecta; Hymenoptera; Vespidae
Product: galactoside 2-alpha-L-fucosyltransferase Sec1
Biological process (GO): carbohydrate metabolic process
Cellular component (GO): membrane
Molecular function (GO): galactoside 2-alpha-L-fucosyltransferase activity
Source: RefSeq, a predicted model, not a curated record
UCGGCGGCGUCGAGAGCUCCCUAUGACGUCAUUUCUCUGGAAACAACAUCUCGAAAGGGGAUGGAAGCUCGUCAAGAGAGACGCCGUGUUCCUGCUUUUUAUUCUCGAGAACGUGAUAACGGGCGUGUUAAGUGGUAACGUUAACGUUGGAAGGUUUGCUUUGGCACGAUAUACAAAUAAAAACAGGAACAAGAUAGCAAUGGCAAGUGGUUGUUAUUGAAAAGAAGAAAAAAAGAGUAAGACCACAGUCAUCGAAUAACUAAUUUGGCUUGACUAUGAACCGGCAACUUGACUCUGUUGCCGUCGAGGACAAGCAACAAGCGUUCUCGAGCGGCGCGUGAGACCGGGCAUCGAUUUAGCCGGGAAAACAUGACACCGAGGAGAGACCAAAGGAGAAAUCAUCAACGUCGUCCAUCCUCUGCACGUACGAUAAUGUGCGAAAAACAAACAGCAAUAGACGGCACAGAUGUACAUCGGAAAGCGAGGGACACGGCACGCCUGUAGAUAGCCGCCGAUAUGCCGGACUAGAGCGUGAGAUGGACAGCGGGGUAGUGCGCUAGAGAGAAGAGUUCAAGUUCAUUCUCUUGAAUUAAUAAUCGUAAAUAACAUCGUAAUAACAACUCUGUCUAAGCAAAUAGGCUAAAGGUGCAUUGAGAGAGAGAGAGAGAGAGAGAGAGAGAAAGAGAGAGAGAGAGAGAGAGAGAGUGAGAGAAAUUUUGUUAUUGCGAAUGUUGAGAAAUCAUAGAAAAGAAAAAGAAACAACGAGUAGAGAUCGAGAGAAUGAGCCACGCUCAACAGCAUGUGCUUGCGAGCGCCAUAGUCCUCGCUCUGAUAGUGGUCUUCGGUAUCCACGUCUUCCUCUUUCCCAUGUACACCUCCAGCCCGGCGCCCAGGCACACAAAGAUCUCAUCGUACGAGCAAGCAUUAUGUCGAACCAAUCUGAAAUACGUCAGAGUACCACCAGAAUGGAGGAACCCUUGUCCGAAAUAUGGAAUCGUCACAGCUGUUCAGGGUGGUCGACUUGGCAAUCAAAUUUGGGAGUAUGCUUCGGUAUGGGCCACUGCUAGGAGAACGGGUUUAGAACCGUUCAUGCCUCGUUGCAUACUGAAAACUCUUGAGGAACAUUUCGAGAACCUCAGUAUACCACCUUUGAGUUAUAUAGGAAGAUGUACUCUUGACGUCGGCCAAGUGGUCAACUCGCUUGGUCAAUGGAACAGCACCGAACAGAACAUCAUCAUACCGAGGCACGCAGCAUACUGGUCCCUGAUUUUUGUCUGGUUGGACGACGUACGUCGAGAAUUUACAUUCAAAGCAAGUUUAAGAGCUUACGCUAAUACGGUAUUACGUGAAGUAGCAGACAAAUUCAAUCUCUCCCAGCCGACUUACGUAAGCGUACACGUUAGGAGGACCGAUUACGUCGAUUAUCUCUGGCAAAAGCUUAAAGUCAGGCCGGCACCAAUAAGUUAUUACUUUGCAGCGAUGGACUACUUUCUCGGGAAAUACGAUAACGUGGUAUUCGUUGUUACCAGCGACAAUAUAGCCUGGUGCAAAUACAAUCUACGUAGCAAACGUCACAGAAUAAGUUUCGUUUCGGAAGCCGAUGGUAGAGGACCCGGUAAGGAUUUAGCUGUUUUGUCCGUGUGUAAUCACAGCAUCAUAGAUUACGGCACCUACGGUUCAUUCGGAGCUAUUUUAGCUGAUGGCGAAACUAUCGUUUAUAACGUAACCACAUACUUUUCCACCUUGAUCGCUGAGGCCUUACCCAAGUGGAGGAUUAUGAGUUGAACCAAAUCAUAGAUAAGAUUUCAACAAAACUAAACCAAAAUAUUAACAAAACAUUAAUCGGUGAAUCUAUUGUAAUUGCUCCUUGGCUAGGUAUAUAGAUUCAAACGAAAGGAUAGCAUAGAUAUAUAGGCAGAUAGACAAACAGAUAGACAAGCAGAUAGAUGAAAACGGA